UUAUGAAAUUAUUACUAUAGUCAUGAACUUAAGAAUGGCUAAAUCCAUGAAGUCUAGAAAUGCUUUGGGUAAAAAAAAUGAAUGGGAAUGUUUAACAUUUAAUUUUGACCAUGUGUUUGUAAACCAUUGGUUUUUACAUUGAGUGGUCAGGAUUAUUGCAAAGUCUUAAUCACCACCAACAUAACAAUGAAUGUUCAGAAGUGUUAAUUCAGUGACAUUAUUUAGAUACAUGUAUUAUAAUUAAUAUUUUUCCUAAUUUUAAUAUCCAUCUCCCUAUUUUAUAAAAAAAAAAUUAGUUUUGUAUUUAUUUAAUUAUUAAUCAUAUAGACCCUAUGGCAUGCAGUUAUUGACAUGUAAGUUAGCAAAAUUAUCAGAUUGUCAUUUCAGCCCUAAAGCUGCUAAGUAAUGAUACAUAAAGGUGUUUAUUUAAUUUACAUGUUAAUCCUUGCAUCCAAUACAACUACUCCAUAAUACUAAAUUCAUUUAAUAAUUUUUAAACUGUAAAGACUAUUUAGUUGUACUCUUUCCCCUAAAAAAGAAAUAAUCAGAUUGUCUUAUUUGAGACUAAUUGAUCCCCUCUUUGGACUAAGACUGAUUACUUAAUUAGACUGGCUUAGUUUGACCAGGGCUCUCCUGGACUGCUAAGAGAAAGCACCUGUUGUGGUGUGACAUUGGAGGAGCUAACAGAUUAUCAGUGUCCUGGGGAGUCACAGCAAACUGUGAAACCAAACAAAACCCAGCUCUGCUCUUUGAUGUGGGAGAUAUGAGACAAACCCCCUCCUCUUUCUUUUCUGAUAUAUGCAAGCAAGCAUCACUGUAAAGUAAACCCUCUCAUUUAUACUGUAAAGAUAUCACUAAUUUGAAUCACUGUCAUUCUUUCAGAUCUAGUUUUUAAUUUAUUUAUUUUUUUUGUUCCUACCAAUUUGCAUAAUAAUUUUCAUUCUCAUGUAAAUGAAAAAAAAAAUGAAGUUCAAGAAAUCUAAGCAGCAUCUUCUCUAAAUCAAUAAUUAUUUUAAUGAAGUGAUCUGAAAAAUGCAAAAAUUCUAUUUGCCUUUAAAAAAAACAUACCUGCAGAACUUAAACAAAAAAGACAGUUUUUAUUUCCUUAGUUGUUAGUUCCAAUUGACUGAAUACCUCUUUGUGCAUGGAAUAUCCCUGUUAAUUAUCAUAUUUAUUGAGAUAUUGAUAUGAAUUUUGAUGUUCCAUAAUAGAAUCCUGAAUACCCAGGAGUACCUGUGUCUUUUUACGUAAUAUUGAUUUUUAAAAUCCCUUUGGGGACCCUAAUAUUAGAAGCUUCUUGAUGUAAAGGAAUUAUACUAACUGCUCUGACAGCUGGCUUUGGAACAGGUGUUGUAAAGCAUUGUAUGGGAGAUCUCCAAUGUCAUUGGCUGGCCUGGCAAGCCUUGGGCCAAUCAGAACACAUGUAGCAUAGUUCAAACUCUGUUGUUGUACUUUGUUUAGAUACCCAUGUGUAGUAGUGACCACCAUGUUCAUGAAAUGUGAUGAGAAUAUAUGGGAAAUUACUUACAGUGGUAUUAAUUGAGGAAAUUCAGGACACAGUGAGCAUUUGUUGGAAAAAUUAAAGCCAAUUUCUGAAGUAUUUGUGGAAGAACUCAACUAAUGAGCCCACUAGGAAAAGUGUAAACAAACUCAGUGUCCAGUCAGCAUGCUUCUGGAGAUGAAGACUUGGAUAAUACAGAGAUAGACACAGAGUCUGCCUUAGAUGAACCACUGAUAGAAACUAUAAGUAAAAGAGUCAGUUUAUUGGUGUCCAGUAAUUAUCUCUCAUCAGUCAGUCACUCAAACAGGAAGUGACCAGUGUGUACAUACAGAUACUAUAGUGCUCCAUCUACUGACAAUGAUGUUGUAACCAUAGAUUUUUGAAAUGGAUGUUAGUGCUACAAAUAGGUGACCAGUCACUUGAGAUUUUAUUUACACCAGAAUUUAUAGUGCUUCUUGUUGUGUAUCUGGUGCAGGACAUCUAUGGAUGACCUACUCAAAGCCAGAAAAAUGAAAAUGACCAAUCUGAGCCUGGGUGAUCUAUACUGUGAUGUCAAUAGCCCACUGUCUGAGAUGAUGGAGUACAGGGAGGCCCCAGCCAGUCCCGGGGCUUCCAGCGUCCACAGUCUGGACAAUGGGGGCAUGGACAAUCUGGGUUCCCCCACCACCCCCUCCUCACCCACCCCUGUACCCCCAGCAGAAAUAGCAGAUGAGCGCCUACCAAAUGAGCUGCUGGAUGAAAUCUGUGAGGACAUUGGGAUGAAGGAGGGGAUGGAACUGGAUUUUGUGGAGUUUCUGAUGGAACAGGAUAUGGUGGAUCCUCAAGUGUACAUGACCCCUGAAGCUAUCCGGAACACUCUGUCCUCUGUGGCGUCUUCAUCAGCAGCACAGACUCAGGGUGGGAUGAUGUCAGUCCCACCCCAGCAGCCUCCAAUGAUGUCCACUCCAAAACACAGUGACAUAAGCUCUUCCUCCCGAGGAUGUAGCAGUCCCACCACUACCUACUCUCUGGCCUCCAGUACAAACUGUACAGUGGCCACCUCCAGUGGCUCUAGUAGUCCUGUUGCCAAAAGGUUCCACCUGUCCACAUCAGGACCCUCCAGUCCGGUGCGGACCACUGCUCCUCCCCUCUCACCUCAUGGAGGAGUUUUCAAGGCACCACCAACCCCUCCCACCCCCAGACGCUCCUCUCAGUCACAACAAAGCAUUGCCUCCCCUAGUAUCUCCAGCACUGUGGGGCCUCAGCUACAGAGACCAUACUCUCCUGCUAAUGUGCCUUCAUCUCCAUCACAGAAAUCCGUGCCACCACAAUUCAACCAGCCACAAGGCCAGUCACAGACCCAGAUGGCUCCACCAAAGUCUAUCCCACCACAUAUGCAAAGACAGAACAGUCAACACAACUACCAGAGGUUGGGGAGACCAGCCCCUCCUAAUGUCAACAUACAAAACAUGGCCCAGCAUCAGAAGUGGACCAGUCAGUCCAACAGUCAGCUUCCCAACGGCAUGAUGGGUAAUCAACAGUGUUCUAUGAAUAACCUAGGUUAUCCCCCCAAUCAGCAGUACCAGAGGUCUAUGGAUUCUCCCUGUGACAAUGGAUACUAUUCAGGUGAUACAAACAGUGUGAGGAGCUACGGGUCCUCCUCAGUGUCCUCCACAGUCCAGUCCUCUGUGUCCUCAGCCCAGACUGCCAUACACAAUCACACCUUCAACAACCGCCAGACCAUGCAGACCAUGCCUCCCCAGCAACAGCAGCAGCAGAAAAACGUCCACUUCAGCGACCUUCAGACCCAUCAACAGAACGGGGCACCCCUCCAAAGACAGAACUCCGGAUACAAUCAGGGCUACGACCCAAGUGACUGUGAUUUAGAGAACGAGUUUAGUCAGAGAAAUGUGCCAUCUAAGAUCAUGCCGAGGUUGACACCGUCCAUGAAAUCGGACAUUGCUCCAUACAUGGUGCCUGGUAAUAAUAAUGGCUCCAUGAGUCCUUACGGAGACUACUCCCGAGGCAAUAACAGUCGACCGGGAAGUGGGGAUAAUCCCAUGGUUUCUAUGCAAAAUGACUAUUUUUCACAAAAGCCUGGUGAAAUAUUUAAUGUGGAUAACAAUCAGAAUUCGAUGCACAUGAACAAUUACAAUAAUUCUAUGCAACAUCCACAGCAGAGUGAUAUUCAAGAGCCUGGGUACAGGCCAUCCUGUUCAGGGGGUGCUCCUAUAGGAAUGCAGCCCCUUAGGCAUUUUGAUGGACCAACCUGUGGUAUGCCACAAGGAGAAGCAUUAGGGGACCCAAUGUAUAUGGACCGAACAGAUGCAUACAAAAUUGCUAUGGGAUAUUGUGAUAAUCAGUAUGAACCACAAGGCCAAAACAUGAACAACAGUUGUUUGAGCAUGGACCAAAAAAUGGGCCCUGGGAUGAUGAAUCCAAAUCAAGGGUACCCAGGUGAAAACUACUGUCAAAACCCUAUGCAGAAUAACGGACCACGGGGAAUGCCCAUGCAGAAUCCUCACAUGAUGGGAGGCCCACCCCAGGGGAACGGAGCUUAUGAUCAAAGUCAGUAUAACAAUCGGAUGCAAUCAAGUGCCAAUAUGAACAAUCCUAUGUAUUCAAAUCCACAAACAUCAAUUAGUGCUGAUAACAUGCAAUGUCAGAACCCAGGAGUGAAUGGACAGAAUUGGGCAGGACCCCAGACUCCUGGAAUGCAUUCCAAACCACCUCAUCAGGGAAUGACGCCAGGAAUGAACAUGCACCCUCAGCAGGGUAUGCAGACCCCAGGGUCAAGCUCUAUGCCACCCUGCACCCAGCCCAACUGUCCAAGCUGUAAGACAGGGUCCCCCCAUCGACCCCCCAUGUUGGCCUCACAACAGACAUUCAUCCAACAUCUCAUCUCGGACCGUUCUAACGCGUUCCGUUCUCACCCUCUCUUCCCUCUUUUGCGAGAUCUCAUCAUUGCAGAUAUGAACUUUUGUUCUCCGAGCUUUCCUUACCAACUUAUUAGCAAUCUACCUGCAGAUUUCGACAAACUGUUGCAGAAUUUUCUAUCUCGAAACCCACCGGCAGGAACAUAUCAAGGCAAUUUUGCCAUAGAAAGUGUCAUAAUGGAUGCCCUGAAAUAUGCUCACCACUGUCUUAUAGAGAAAAUUCGGGAUAGACAAGAACAAGACAAAGUCACCAAGAGUACGUCCAAAUCCCUGAGUGCAAUCGAGGAGUUCUGUGAGAAGUUCGACCGCUCUGUGCGACAAAACAUCAUCAAGCCGGCAACGUUUCAGCUGCCUAACCACAGCGGCGGGGUGAACCCCUCGUCUCUGGGCGGUCAGCCUAUGGGAGGAAACAUGACUCCCAACAUGGGGACCCCUACAAAGGACCACAAAUUCAGUGACAUGGACGGCAUGAUGAUGCAAGGGUUGUUUGCCUCACCGAAUGCGAAGAAGGGCUUGGAUCUGGGCGCCAUGUGUUCGCCACACUUCAAGUCCCUCAAGGAUCUGGCUGACUGUAGCGACUCCACCAGUAUCGUCAGUAGCAGCAGUAACCACGGAAAGUCCGAGUCCAAGAAACACCCCAGUCUACCCAAAGAGGCAGUAGCCAUCAUGUUGGAAUGGUUGAGACAACACAAAGACAACCCAUAUCCCAACGAUGACGAGAAGGCAAUGUUGAUUAAACAAACUGGACUCACUAUUAAUCAAAUUAAUUACUGGUUUACAAACGCUCGCAGAAGAAUUCUACCUAAGUGGGCACAGCAGUGUAAAUGAGGCUGCAGUCCGCCACCGAUAGCUCAAACGUCGUCGUUCCAGCCAGGAAAUUCAUACAUAUCACCUAACAGUGCCUGAGGUUACGGUCCAAGGGGAGUAACUCUCACUGCGUCUGGCAAGCUAGUGUCGUCAGAGGGAGCGGACAGGGACACACAUCAGCAUUUAGGAGAGGAGAGCAGUCUGGAUAUGUCAGAAUUAAAUGUGUUCAUUGUCCAUGACAGUUGUUGGUUAGUGCUUUGUAUACAGAUAUCUUUUGGUAUUGUUGUUAUAUCAUGAUGUUUAACGUAAUAUCAAAGCCAUAUUUUUGCUAUGCAUAGAAGUUAGCAUUGCAUUUCUCACCUGUGAUUCUGGGUUGUCCUGCAAGGACUUUUUUUUUUAAUUUCCAUAAACUGUUGUGUCCUAAGGACUUUGCUGCAUUUUAUUUAUUAGUAGAAUUAGGGGGAAAUUAAAAAAAGAAAAUGCAAUUACCAAAACUAGGUGGAAACCAAACCAAUUUGGGGCAAUGAUUUCUGUGCCUAUGUAGAUCGUGACACGGCUUUAGAAUUGGAUAAGGAUAUAUUUAUGAUUACGUAACUUAUAUUUAUAUUUUAUUAGCAUGGACACAAACUCUAAGAGAAAGCUUUUAAUUAAAGGACAUCAAACUUUUUUUAUAUACUGGGUUUUUAUGAAUGAUUUCUAUCUGUUUUUUAUAAAGAUUUUUGUCACCCACUGAGACAAAUUGUCAACUGGAGAUCAAAGCUAUUUAACUUGAAAAACAAAACAAUACCUGUGCCAAAUAUGUCUCCUGUUUGUCUGAUAUUGUCAGAGAAUUUUGGUGCACUUUUGUAAAAUGUAGGUUUAGCAAUACAAAUACUCAACUUAAGUAUCAAGUGAAGUCUAUUUUAGAGAACAGUAUCUCUUUGUUUUAAUCUCUGAGACAGUAAAGCUGAUUCAGGAGACUUUCUUUGUCUUUUCUUUCUCUCUUUCUGUACUAUUUCCCAGAGUUAUGGAACUUGGUACGUGUGUAACAAACCUACGUUGACCUGUUUGUCAGUGUAGCCAUCUUGUAUAUAGUCUGUACAGUGACUCGUUACUAUAUUAUGAUGAAGUCAUUUGUUUAUCUUUCUGAGAGUUUUAUUUGAAGCACAGUUUUAUAUUAAUAGAUACUUGAACCAAAGGGAAGAGAUUCCAUUGUUCAGUGUGUGUUUUGUAAGAAUUUUUUUGUUUUAAAAAAAAGUAUGAUUUUAUAGUUUUUUAACUGCAGUAUUAAUUGAGGUAGAAUAUUGUUUUCUAUAUUUUUAUUUUGUUAUAUCUCAACAUUGCUGUAUUUCAUCUCUUCUUUUUUUUAAAAUUAUGUUCACAACAGCCUGAAAUAGGAUGGAAUAUAUUUAGGAUGUAAAAAAUGGGUAAACAUAAUAUGUAUCUGAUACCAAAGAUUGAUGCUUGAAACACAUGAAUUAUGAGCUUUAUGUGAUGUAAUCAAUUUGUUUUGUCUUGAAACAGAUGUCUCUCGGUAUGGUAACAGCAUAUUGUUGAUGUAUUUGGUUGUAAAUCGCUGAAAUACCUCGCUGUAAAACAGAGAUGGACAUAUCAUAAAAGUCUCUAUCCACUGUCUUUUAAGAACUCUAAAUAAUAUUCAUUCCAAUGUUAACAUUUCUAGAAUUUAUUCAAAGGAAAGCGUAAUGACUAUUUCUUUUAAAAUAGUAUGAAACCAUUCUGCCUUCAAGCAAAAAAAUAUUUUUUAUGUCAAAUAUUAAGAUGAACAAAAUCUGUUUUUGUAAUGAACUUUUAUCUGUUGUUUUUAGCUGGUGGUUUAAACUUUUUACACUGUGCCUUGAUCAAAAAUCAAGUCUUUUACUCUUGGUGGUUUUUAUCAACAACUGCAUUUAAAUUAGGUUGUAUCCACGCAGCAUGCAAGUAGAGGUGCCUUAAGGUAUGCUAUAUGUAGAUGUGAAAUCAUGUUUACCAAUUUGAGAAUGCUUAGACUAUUUCAACUUUUUUUUUACCUCAUUAAAAUUGUGAUGUUGAUUUUAAUGAAA
Magallana angulata is the source of this 7262-nucleotide messenger RNA. Its product is annotated as transcription factor mef2A-like. Gene Ontology annotation, molecular function: DNA-binding transcription factor activity, RNA polymerase II-specific; RNA polymerase II cis-regulatory region sequence-specific DNA binding. The record is from RefSeq and is a predicted model, not a curated record. NCBI's taxonomy places the organism in Eukaryota, Metazoa, Mollusca, Bivalvia, Ostreida, Ostreidae. The coding region runs from base 1984 to 5244 and encodes 1086 amino acids. Gene Ontology annotation, biological process: regulation of transcription by RNA polymerase II. The transcript is spliced from 7 exons.